Messenger RNA from Cornus florida, 1578 nucleotides. Its product is annotated as uroporphyrinogen decarboxylase 1, chloroplastic. Gene Ontology annotation, molecular function: uroporphyrinogen decarboxylase activity. The coding region runs from base 104 to 1360 and encodes 418 amino acids. NCBI's taxonomy places the organism in Eukaryota, Viridiplantae, Streptophyta, Magnoliopsida, Cornales, Cornaceae. Gene Ontology annotation, biological process: porphyrin-containing compound biosynthetic process. The record is from RefSeq and is a predicted model, not a curated record. The transcript is spliced from 6 exons.
CAGAAGAGAAGAGAGAGAUAAGGAGAGAGAAAGGAAAUGGGAGAGAUGAGGGAAUCAAAUUCCAUAACAGACACACACUCUCCCUCGAGAAUUUCUUCAUAUAAUGAGUUUUCCUUCCUUAACCAGUGGCGGUUGUUGCACCGUCGGCUGGAAAUCCUCGAGCUUGUCCGUUCAGUUAGGGCUUCUUUCUAACGGUCAUAAUGAAUUUUUGGUUCCCCAUAAGCGGAAAUUCAGCUACAAUAAAUCCCCUCGAGCUUGCGCUUCAUCUUCAGCAUCAUCUUCUUCCGAUCCUCUCUUGGUGAAGGCUGCCAGAGGAUAUCCUGUAAGUCGUCCCCCAGCAUGGAUGAUGCGUCAGGCAGGAAGGUAUAUGGCUGUUUACAGAAAGCUUGCAGAGAAACACCCAUCCUUCAGACAGAGGUCAGAAACAACUGAUCUCAUUGUGGAAAUUUCUUUGCAGCCUUGGGAAGCUUUCCAUCCUGACGGGGUUAUUAUUUUCUCUGACAUACUUACUCCUCUACCUGCAUUUGGUGUCCCAUUUGACAUAGAAGAGGUGAGGGGCCCUGUCAUUCAGUCUCCACUUCGUUCUGAAGAGGGCUUGAAAGCACUGCAUCCCAUUGACUUGGAGAAACUUAGUUUCGUGGGAGAGUCCCUUCAGAUUUUGCGCCGAGAGGUUGGGGAGCGAGCUGCAGUUCUUGGUUUUGUGGGAGCACCUUGGACAAUUGCUACGUAUAUAGUAGAAGGGGGUACAACUCGCACGUAUACAACCAUAAAGAGCAUGUGCCAUACAGCACCACAUGUACUGAGGGCUCUUCUUUCUCAUUUGGCAAAGGCAAUAUCUGACUACAUUGUUUUCCAAGUGGAGUCAGGGGCUCAUUGUAUACAAAUAUUCGAUUCAUGGGGCGGACAGCUACCACCUGAUGUGUGGGAGCACUGGUCAAAGCCUUAUAUUAAAGAGAUUGUGAGCGUAGUAAGGAAAAAGUGCCCUGAAACACCACUGGUACUCUACAUCAAUGGAAAUGGUGGUCUUCUCGAGCGGAUGAAAGACACUGGAGUCGAUGUGAUUGGGCUGGAUUGGACAGUGGAUAUGGCAGAUGGAAGGAAGCGAUUAGGAAAUGGAAUCAGCAUACAGGGAAAUGUGGACCCAUGUUAUUUAUUUUCUCCUCUUCCUGCCCUGACUGAUGAAAUUCAAAGAGUUGUGAAGUGUGCUGGGCAAAGGGGUCACAUUCUCAACCUGGGCCAUGGUGUUCUUGUUGGGACACCAGAGGAAGCCGUUGCUCACUUCUUUAAUGUUGCAAGAAGCUUGAAGUUUGAUACAGUCGUUGAAGAUCAUGCAAUGGAAGAACCUAAAUUUGUAGUUUGAAGACGAUUUUGGUUAAGCACAACUCAGUGGUUUUCCUGUGUAAAUCGGCUGGUAGUUUUGAGUUCUAAUCUCACAGCAUGACUGCUUGGUCUCACUUUUAUCUUGCACAUUGUUGAGGGAUUAACUAAAGCAUGCCUGUGGGUGAGUCUAGUUUUGUUCAAAUGUAUCUGUAAUGAACAUAUGGGACGAAAAUCAAUAAUUUGCUUCUUGUUCAUUUA